Messenger RNA from Procambarus clarkii (red swamp crayfish), 1071 nucleotides. Its product is annotated as GATA zinc finger domain-containing protein 1. Gene Ontology annotation, molecular function: sequence-specific DNA binding. Gene Ontology annotation, cellular component: nucleus. NCBI's taxonomy places the organism in Eukaryota, Metazoa, Arthropoda, Malacostraca, Decapoda, Cambaridae. The record is from RefSeq and is a predicted model, not a curated record. Gene Ontology annotation, biological process: chromatin organization; regulation of DNA-templated transcription.
GAAGCGAGCACUGACGCGACUACGACAACAACAACAUACUGUACAUCACCUCCAUUCUGCCAUCGCAGGAUCGGGAGGACAAACCCUUCAUGUAACCUACACCUACUAUCAAGAAGAAGAAGAUUCUGCCCUCGGAUUUUUUAGUUUGUUCACGCUGUUGGAACAGCUCAGCGGUGGUAGAACAGGAUGGUGUUCGGAUUAAAACCGUCGUGUGCGAAUUGUAAAAUUGACGAGUCUACAAUUUGGCAUAAGGAUGAAGAUGACCAUGUACUGUGCAUGGACUGCUACGCUGUGGUUAACACAGUUGAUCCACAGCUGACGCCGCAGAAACCACUUAAAGAUGGAAAUGAAGACGAACAAGAUGACAAAAGAGAGGAAGACAAGAUAGAUGUCGAUGACCACAAAGAUGCUGACUCCAGUAAUGGUAAUGGGGGUAGAGAUGACGAUCAAGACGGGGACAAGGAUAAAGAUUCGGCAAAAGGUUCAGAAAAAAGGGAAACAAAGAGGAAGACCAGGAAAGGAAGGCAGGGUGGGAAGGGCAGCAUACCGAAGGGUAAAGGAAGGCGAUAUAUAUUCAAGAAGAGCGCCACUAAAGCACCAGCCGCAGUUGCUACCCCAGUUACUUCAGAGUACCUCUUCUAUAAGGGCCUAUAUUAUCAAGUAGGAGAUAUUGUGUCAUUAAUUGACAUAGAUGGAGGAACAUAUUAUGCACAGAUCCGAGGAUUGCUGCAGGACCAGUAUUGUGAGAAGAGUGCUGUGCUUACAUGGCUUAUACCCACAAAAGGCUCUCCUCCACCAGAAAAAGGUUUUGAUCCUUCAACAUACAUCAUAGGCCCUGAAGAAGAUAUUCCCCGUAAACUGGAAUACAUGGAGUUUGAAUGUCAUGCCCCCUCCGACUACUUUAAGGACCGGACCUCUCCAUAUUCUACCAUGACCUAUCAACCACAAUCCUGCUUUGUAUGGUCAAGACUUGGACCCCAGAUCAAGCCAAUAGAGAAAGCAAAGGAACUUAUGACAAAGUAACCCAUCAUUAUACAUUUUAUUAUUUUUUAAAUAAAAUCAUAUAUUGUU